UCUUUCACAUCUCUCAGUCCUUCACAAGAGGAAGUUUAGAUGGUAGAGAGGAGAGGUGUGUGGGGGGAUGGACAGGCUACAAGUCACUAGAGUUGAGAAACUGUUAGUGAUCGACACGUUGAGAUGGAACGGACCUGUCUUCUACUCUUGCUGUUGAGUACACUGGUAUACUGUAGCCUUGGACAAGGUGGAGCCUCUCUGAGUGUCAGUCCUGACAGAUCUCAGUUCUUUGAAUUUGAGUCUGUCUCUCUGAGCUGUGAGGUUCAGGGGAACUCUGCUGGAUGGAGAGUGGUGAGGAACACAUCGAGAGGAAUCCUUUCAGAGUGUAAUACUGACUGGGGAAAACAACGGGGGUCUUCAUGCAACGUGUCACUAAUAACAUCGCACAGUGGAGUGUACUGGUGUGAGUCUGGGUCUGUAGAACACAGCCAUGCUGUCAACAUCACAGUACAUGCUGGUGCUGUGAUCCUGGAGAGCCCUGCCCUUCCUGUGACUGAGGGAGAUUCUGUGACUCUGCGCUGCAGACAUCAGGUAACUCCCUCUAACCUCACAGCUGUUUUCUACAAAGAUGGAUCCUUCAUCAGGGCUGAGACUCCAGGAGAGAUGACCAUCCCUGCAGUAUCCAAGUCAGAUGAAGGACUCUACAAGUGUAACAACUCCAGCUCUAAAGGAGAAUCACCAGAGAGCUGGAUGACUGUGACAGCUACCACCCCCCGCCCACCCACCCCAUCCUCCUCUCCUCCCAAAGCCCUCCCCAACUCCCCCCCCCCCACUCUCCUCCUCUCUCUGUCUGUCUCUGGGUUGGUGGCUGCUCUCUCCAUCUCUCUGAUCAUUCUACUGGUCCUGUUCUGCAAGAGGAACAAAGAUGGAGCAGCUGAACCCAGAGAUGUUACGUAUGCUGACGUUAGAAUCAUACAGGAACCAGAACCCAGGAGAAGGAGAGAGAAGUCUCCAGGAGCUGAUCCAGUCUACUCUGCAGUGAAGACCUCCAACACCACAGUUCCAGGUGGAUCCGGUCCAGGUGAUGUGACCUAUGCUGACAUCAACCACACUGAUAAGAGACAACACAACAGGAGGAGAGAGAAGGUCGUUCCAGACCCUGUCUACUCAGCAGUGAAGACAGACAGAGAUACAGGUCAAAAGGUCGUUCCAGACCCUGUCUACUCAGCGGUGAAGACAGAUAGACAGAGAUACAGGUAGAGCUGUAUCUGGAUCCUGGGACUGAACGUACAGACUGAGGUAGGUCCAGAUCACUGUAUCACUAACACUAAUGUACAGACUGAGGUAGGUCCAGAUCACUGUAUCACUAACCCUAAUGUACAGACUGAGGUAGGUCCAGAUCACUGUAUCACUAACCCUAAUGUACAGACUGAGGUAGGUCCAGAUCACUGUAUCACUAACCCUAAUGUACAGGCUGAGGUAGGUCCAGAUCACUGUAUCACUAACCCUAAUGUACAGACUGAGGUAGGUCCAGAUCACUGUAUCACUAACCCUAAUGUACAGACUGAGGUAGGUCCAGAUCACUGUAUCACUAACCCUAAUGUACAGACUGAGGUAGGUCCAGAUCACUGUGUCACUAACCCUAAUGUACAGACUGAGGUAGGUCCAGAUCACUGAAUCACUAACCCUAAUGUACAGACU
Oncorhynchus masou masou (cherry salmon) is the source of this 1641-nucleotide messenger RNA. Its product is annotated as low affinity immunoglobulin gamma Fc region receptor III-A-like. Lineage: Eukaryota; Metazoa; Chordata; Actinopteri; Salmoniformes; Salmonidae. Gene Ontology annotation, biological process: cell surface receptor signaling pathway. Gene Ontology annotation, molecular function: transmembrane signaling receptor activity. Gene Ontology annotation, cellular component: plasma membrane. The transcript has 9 exons. The record is from RefSeq and is a predicted model, not a curated record. Bases 124 to 1200 code for a protein of 358 amino acids.